AGCCCGUAUCUCUCGUGUUCCAUUCGCAAAAGAAACACAAGCACACCAGAAAUAAUUCUUUUUGUUUGGAGCCUGCGCAUGGAAUGGCCUAGCCGAACAAUUAUUCAUCCUCUCUCUCCCUCUUUCUCCCUUUCCUUUUGUUUUCCCCGUAAAGCCUGAGCGAGGAACGAUUGGAUGUAUGAAUGGUAAGGAGAGGUGAAUAGUAUCAAUGAUCCCCUGUUCUAGCCAUUUUUCCUUUUCCUUCUUUCGCAGCGGUAGUCUGCAACUGUCGUAGUUCUUUCUUUCUCUUCCCGCCCGCCCAACCCCAUUCCACCCCGCUUUGGAGGCGACUUUGUAGAUGAAAGCUACCACUCCGUUAGUAAUCUCAAAAGCAAACAUAGUAGAACCGACUACGUGUAUUCUCAGAAAACGCACCAGUGUUUAAGAGUUUUGUUUACCUCCUUUACUUUGGACAAAAUAAUCCUUCUGUUGCGCAUUUGAGUCAUCUUCUACCGAACCUUUACUUUCAACCUAUUUCCCCUUCACCUUUCUUCACCUACAUCAGCCACAAUUAUUCGAAGGUUUAAACCGUUCUUCUUUGUGACGGCACACACGUGAAUGGAGGCACCGGGCAACGGACGCGGCGGUGGAGGCAGAGGUCGCUAUCGUGGACGCGGCGGCCGCUAUGGACGAGGCGGGCGGCACCAUGAUGCAGCCGCACCAUCUCCACAGGGAACCAACAGUAACAGCCGUGUGAACGACGGAGAAGUCCCUCCCUCCUCCUUAGAGCUGGAUGUAGAGUCGGUCACUAUUCCACACGCCUUUGAAUCCAGCUGCGCCCACGUGAAGCGGUGCCGUGAACGUGGCCGUCUCUUCCACCUCCCUCUUCCCAGCAGUGCCGUCGAGGACUUCGCCGUGGUGGAGCGCACCAUCGGCGGCAUAGACGAUAUGAUUUACAAUAAACAUCGGGAGGUGUGGGAGCGGCUGCCGCGUGGCAACGCACGGGUUUACGUGAGAGAGACGACCGACGGCCCCUACGUACUGGUUGGGGCGGUCAACGGUUUGCGCAAGUUCGGCUACAACGACGCCACCUACGGCUACCCCGACGCGGUGACGACGGUGGUGGCCGUGGAGAAGGAAAACGGCGAGUGCGGCCACAUUAGCGCCUUUGUACUGCCCCUCGCCGCGUCAGAGAUGAACGCGCCAGCACGCAACGAUGACGGCACCACCACGACGACCACCACCUCUGCGAAGAACCGCUUUUGGAUUGUGGGCAGCAAGAACGUCCACGUCGUGCUGGACUACUACAUCUCUGAUGCCUGCCUCGAGUACUAUCACGCCCUUGGCCGGCGCUACUCCUACGCCAUCAAGAUCGCUCGCUUGUGGAGGGCGAUGCUGCAUAGGGCCAGCGCAGAGACCACUACAGCGACGACGAACACGAACACGAGCGCCUCUCGCAUGUUGACCGCUGCACAGGCACUGGCGUUCCACGACAUGCUGCACACGCGCAAGUGGACGAGCUGCUUUGAGGCGAUCUUCUCCGACAGUCAACACCUCGUGGACUACGAUGGUGCGAAUGAGCUCCGCUUUUACGCCCUCACGAGCAACGCGCGUGCCUUUGGCGCCCCACCUGCUGAGGCACCACAAAAUGGAGCAACGGAUGAAGAGGCCGCCAAAGGGGAUAGUGCAGAGGUGCCGUCAUCGACGCAGCAAAACGGUCCCUUCUACUCCCGCGAAGAUGGCCUCUGCCUGCCGGUCAACGAGGCAGACGCGUUGUACACCGGCGUCGGUCUUGCUUUCUCGCACCACAGCAGCUCCGUCGUGUACAGGAGUGAAGACUACGCGAAGCUGGUCGACACGAUUGGCCGGCGCAGGAACUCCGAAGGCUGCGUGAUGUACGGCGCAGACGACGCCGGCAGAGUGGUGCGACUGUGGAAGGAGAAGUCCUACCCCUACGUGAUGGAGCGCGCCACGCGAGAGGCGAUCACGAACCACAAGCUGGCCGGCAAGGAUCUUGCGGAUGCCAUGAGGAAGAAGCUAAAGCAGCAGCGGACGGAGCUGCGGGACUUCUUCAACGACUGGGAGGCCACGCGGAUGCCGUGGCUGCUGCACUUUGCGGCCUGGCUGCAGAUGACGCGUCGUCUUGCCCCGAGCAUGCAGCGUGAGGACCUCUUUCGGCUACGCAAUCAAUGGCUCUCCCUUCAGAAGGAGUUUCAGGCCGACAUGGACCGCGACCCGGAGCUGUACGACGUCUGUGGGCAGUACCAGCCGGACCCGGUGCAGUGGGGCUCCGACACGAAGGACCUCGACGUGAUUAAGUUUGUCGGGCCGCAGGGCUGUGGCAAGUCGACCCUCAGCCGCGCGCUCUACGCCUUGCUGGGAAAGGCGCGGUACAACCCGCGGUGGGUGAAUCAGGAUGAGGCGGGCAACCGCAACAAGUUCCUCGCCUCGCUGCGGCAGGCCACCCACGCCGAGGCGGGCGUGACGCACCUCCUCAUCGACAAGAUGAACCUCGACGCGCGCAUGAACCACGACUACGACAACCUCCCGCUCAGCGUCACCGUCGUGUGGUACCACCCAGACGGCGAAAACGCCCUUUACGACGUGUGCAUCGAGCGUGUUCUCGGCCGAGGCAGCGGCCACCGCACGGUUCGCCUGGAUCCCAGCCUGACACCGCCGGAGCGCGCCGCGGCGGAGCAGAACAUCCGCAGCUUUGUGCGCAAGGCGGUGCGUGCCUGUGAGACUCCACAGGAUCCGUCGGAGGCCAUCCUGGAGCUGGACAUCACCACCCCGCUGCAGGAACUCGUGCGAAUGGUGUGGGCGAAGCUGCAGGAGAACGGCACGAACACCCUGCCGGCCAUCACUGACGAUGACAUCCACGAGGCACUCACGGUCGCCCACCGCUACGAGGCGCUGCUGUGUGAACUGCCCACCGCACCCAUCUACGCCUGCAUUGGCCUGCCGCCGCAGGGCGACGAGGCCGCGAGGCUGCUCGCCAUUGUGCCGCCUGCCUUCACAGACGGCCAGGUAGUGCAGGCGACCUUUCAUGUCACGACAAGGUUUUUUGGUGGCGAGACGGACCCGGUGGCCUUUGUCGCCUUGGCGGAGCGGCUCGGGCAGUCGGUGACGCUGACGCUGGACUCUGUCGUGGGCGAUGCCGACGGCGUGGCGGUGACCGUGCGGCGGGACGACGCGCGCUAUCCCUGUGCCAACCCGGUCCCUCACUUUACGAUAUCGAACCGGAAGGGGGUGCCACCCAAGUACAGCAGCCAGCUCAUCUCGGAGCAGAACUACCCCGGUGACUUGUCGCAGCGGCGUGUGGUGCGGCUGGCGGAAGGGAUAACGGUGACGGGCGUGUUUGAGUUCCGCUAA
Messenger RNA from Leptomonas pyrrhocoris, 3351 nucleotides. RefSeq lists its product as hypothetical. Gene Ontology annotation, cellular component: nuclear inner membrane. The record is from RefSeq and is a predicted model, not a curated record. The transcript has a single exon. Gene Ontology annotation, molecular function: ATP binding; RNA ligase (ATP) activity. Lineage: Eukaryota; Euglenozoa; Kinetoplastea; Trypanosomatida; Trypanosomatidae. Bases 598 to 3351 code for a protein of 917 amino acids. Gene Ontology annotation, biological process: tRNA splicing, via endonucleolytic cleavage and ligation.